Messenger RNA from Oncorhynchus nerka (sockeye salmon), 3791 nucleotides. RefSeq names its product polycomb group RING finger protein 5-B-like. Gene Ontology annotation, biological process: regulation of transcription by RNA polymerase II. NCBI's taxonomy places the organism in Eukaryota, Metazoa, Chordata, Actinopteri, Salmoniformes, Salmonidae. The transcript has 9 exons. Bases 988 to 1692 code for a protein of 234 amino acids. Gene Ontology annotation, cellular component: PRC1 complex. The record is from RefSeq and is a predicted model, not a curated record.
UGAACGCAACAAUGGUGCGCUCAAGACAACUCUGACGCCUUGAUUACACCGACAACAAUUGUGUAUUUUGGUACACCAGAAGUACAUUAAUUUCCAAUGGAACGCUGUGCUUGCAUUGCAGAAACAGUUGUAGUGCGUUCUGUGUGGUGCAUACGUUGGAUUUAUCGAUGCGUACAUGGUUUGACAGAAAGGGUAGCAGAAGGUGAACGCUGAACUUUUUUUUGAUAUGAUCAGGCAUGAACUCCGAACUAGGAAAUCUCCGACCUCCCACUUCAGUGCAUUCAAGAGAACUGGGAACUCGGGAAAAAACGAGCUCAGACUGGGAAAAUCUUUGACAGUCAUCCAACUCUGAAUUUAAAGUCGGAAACUCGGGCAUCGUGGUGCUUUCAAGACGACUGGGAACUCGCAAAAACCCAAGGUCAAAUCCUGACGUCAGUGAUUUUUCAGGUCGGAAAGUCCGAACUCUAGACCAUCGGAGCUCGUUUAUUUCGAGAUCCCAGUUGUCUUGAACGCACUGAAGUCUAAAAGCCGGAUAUUUCCGAGUUUCGAGUCCCCAGUUGCUUUGAACGCGGCAUCCUAGUGUUACGACUUUUCCGACCUGAAGAUCACUGACGUCACGAUUUUUCCCAUUAUGAGCUCGUUUUUUCCGAGUUCCCAGUUGUCAUGAACGCACCAUCAAUUCCGUAUUCUUGCCACUAGUUUCAUACUAGCCUACGUAGUUGAUACCACAUAGAGAACGCAGUGUCACAGACAGCCAAUUCUUCUCAUUCGACCAGCUAUAAUAAGUCCUAAUGGAAAAGGUAGAGAUGUUACGAGUAAUCUGAGAUGGUCUUUAGAAGAAUGGCUUUCCCAGCCGAUGAGUACUGGCUGAGGAUGAUGAAGACGAAGAAGAUACAGGGGUCACCGCAGCAGCAGUGUCAGGGGCUGCAGGGACCUCUGUGAUUGCUGACCUCAUCUCUGACCUCCCCAGCUCUGUAUUGGCUGACCAUGGCCACUCAGAGGACACCCCUGGUCAAAGACUUUAACCACUUCAUUACCUGCUACGUGUGCAGAGGUUACCUGAUCAAACCCACCACGGUCACUGAGUGCCUUCACACAUUUUGUAAGAGCUGUAUCAUCCAGCACUUUGAAGACAGUAAUGACUGUCCCAAAUGUGGCAUUCAAGUCCAUGAAACCAACCCUCUAGAGAUGCUAAGGUUGGACAAUACUCUUGAGGAAAUCAUUUUCAAGCUUGUACCUGGAUUACGAGACAAGGAACAGCAGGAGAUUGAUUUCUGGAGGAAGAAUACAUCCAAAGAAAAUGGACAAGGAGACUGCCUUGGGUCUAGGCUUGGGCUCAGUGAUGAUGAGGAUGGUGAUGAAGAUGGUCAGGAUUAUCACAGGAGUGACCCCCAGAUAGCCAUCUGCCUGGACUGUCUCCACAACAAUGGAUAUGCUGCAGACGACACAGUAAAGUGUUUAAUGAAGAAGUUCCUUCGCUGCUCUAGUCGAGUCACGGUGGGAACCAUCAAGAAGUUUCUCAGUCUAAAGUUAAAGCUUUCAAGCUCUUGUGAGCUGGAUGUGCUGUGUAACGGGGAGAUCAUGGGUAAGGACCACACUCUGGAGUUCAUCUACAUGACCCGCUGGAGGCUGCACGGUGACAACACAUAUCCCAUGGUCCUGGAGUACAGGCCACGAAUAGACUUUGGCUGAACAAAGCCCUUGAGAAGCCUUCAUCGACAAAUAAAAGCAAUGACUGGAUGUGCAUCAAACUGAGGCCAGGGACUCAAAUCCUUCCCAACAUUUUGAACUUCUGUUUAAUUUUGUUAUGUCCUUCGUUGUUGAACAUUCCGUGCUUGUGGCCAAAGUGAUCUUCAAGACGAGUAACUAGCGAGACAAGCUUAGCUGAAACAUAGAUGUAUGAAUGUAUCCAAAUGGUAUUUAUUAGCCAGGUACUCUGGUACCCUGGUAACCCAGCCAAUGACAAGGAUUGACCUGCAUCUACAUGAUGAAUACAAGUUGGUGUGUACAGAAAAUGAAAUGGAAAGAGUAAUAGGGAGGAGUCAAGCAACUCCAAGGCCUUCCAACGGAUGCCUGACUUUAAAAAAAAAAUUAAGCCAUUUUUUUAUUUUAUAAAAUGCACAAAACAUAUCCACAGAUUUGCCCACAAUCAAUCAAUUGACCGAGCACCUUAAUGUUGCCAAAAGGUUUCGGAGUCUAAACCGAAGCUCAUUCGUCUUCAUUCUGUCCCAUGCUCAGUUAAUAUAACCAGUCUGACAUGUUGCUGAAAUCAACAAACUCUCUGGCAGAGGCUCGGUAGCCUGCGUGAUGGGAAGAGAAACGUUAAGCCUCUUUUUAACAAACAAACACACACACACACACUCACUCAACCCAAACUGCAGUGUGAUUGCCCUGGCUCCUGCCAAUCUCAGACCUGCACUAAUAGCUUUUUUUGGCACCAGUCAGAGUGACCAGGUAUUACAUUUUAGUUUUUCAGAUUAAUCUUAGUAUCUCUCUAGCCUAAAAAGAUACAAUCUUACAUGUUUUGAAGGGUAACCAGUGGUGUGUACAUUUCAUAUUGUUACUAGACCUUUGAGCUAUAAAUGUGUUUUUUGAAGUACAUGACAUUACAACAUGGUAGUACGAGAUAUGAAUUAUGCCAAUUAUGGAUCUUUGAUCACAGAAUAGUAUUGGGCACUGUAAGAACUGGUUGGCAUAAGGCUUAUUGUAUUAGCGUUGAGGUGUAGUGUACUGAAGCUGACUCUCACAGUGAUUCGGUAUAGAGAGUAUACAGUGUCUGCUUCAUUACCCAGUCAUCUCAAGUUUAGCCUUUUAAACUGUAAUCUAUGUUGAUGUGGUUUAUAUGUGAAAACCAUUUGAGGUGUGUUCCUUGCAGUGAAGCCAACCUGUCCUUGUGCUGACAAGGAUUUUUUUUUUUAAGACAGAAAAGGAAACAUGUACAUAUUAUUAUGGUUAAAGUUUUAUGCUGCUUAGAGUAAUAUAUUAUAUUUUUAAAUGUACCCAUGCCUGAGAAUCAUUCUUGAGAUAUUAGAGCUGUAGAAAUAUUGUUCAUAACUGUACUUGAUUUAUAAUUAUUCAUGAAUAAAUUAAAUGUUUUUAUUUUACUUACUGUCUAUUGACUUGACUGCCAUUGAUGAGACCGUUUUUUUGGUUUGCUUGGGCUUUGGGCCUCUAAGUCAGGAGUCAGGACAAAGGCCUAAAGCUUUAACCAAUACUCCUUUUUGUCAAAUUAGCAACUUUUUUUUCCUAGCCCGUAUUCUGUUUGCUCCUAUGAACUUUGUUUUAUAGGUUCUUUACAAAGUGAUUCUGCCUCCUGCCCAAACUGGUCAGACCAGUUGUAACGAUGAAUUCCCUGAUAUGUUUAUCUGACUGGACAGGCAGGAGGAAAAGUGUUUCUAGAUGCGAAAAGCGGUCAGUAUGUGAAAUACAUCUGCCCAACUUCAACUGGAGAGAGAAACAGGGUAGGAAUGCACACACAGAUGCUUCUCUCUCUUUGUUUGUCCUUUCUGCUUUCCCUGUAUGCUUAUCUGGGAGCUUUUUAAGGUCAGAUACUGUAUACAUGUAUACCUGUAGGCCAGAGUUCCCUACAGGCUUCAUACUGUAUGUACAUUCACUCACUCAUACCAGCAUUUGGGUCUGAAGGAUUUAGGGCACAUUGUGACUGUAAGUCUAUAAGAUGUCUCAAGAGUCCUGAAAACCCUCUAUACAAUCUCUUUUGUAACUUUGUUUUUAUUUUGGUGAUACGAAACUAAAAAGUGACCUUUAAUAUAUUAAACAUAAUUGAGAUCUCA